Molecule: messenger RNA, 1577 nt
Organism: Salvelinus sp. IW2-2015
Lineage: Eukaryota; Metazoa; Chordata; Actinopteri; Salmoniformes; Salmonidae
Source: RefSeq, a predicted model, not a curated record
AUGCCUCUUACCGGCGUGACUAGCCAGCUCCCACGCAUCUUCACCAGCAUCGGAGAGGACUACGACGAGAGGGUACUGCCAUCCAUCACCACAGAGGUCCUCAAGUCCGUGGUGGCCCGGUUUGAUGCCGGUGAGCUCAUUACCCAGAGAGAGCUGGUGUCUCGGCAGGUCAGUGACGACCUGACAGAAAGAGCCAACACCUUCGGCCUCAUCCUGGAUGACGUCUCACUGACACACUUGACGUUCGGUAAGGAGUUCACAGAGGCUGUUGAGAUGAAGCAGGUGGCUCAGCAGGAGGCCGAGAGGGCCAGGUUUGUCGUGGAGAAGGCCGAGCAACAGAAACAGGCAGCCAUCAUCUCAGCGGAGGGUGACUCCCAGGCCGCCCUGCUCAUUGCUAACUCCCUGCAGGAGGCUGGAGACGGCCUGGUAGAGCUGCGUAAGCUGGAGGCUGCCGAGGACAUCGCCUUCCAGCUGUCCCGCUCCCGCAACAUCACCUACCUGCCCGCCGGCCAGGGCACACUCCUCCAGCUGCCCCAGUGAGACUCACACACUCUGACCUAACCGCCCCUCCCUGUGACCAGCCAAUGCAUGGGCCAUGGAGGGUGGGGAGGGGGUGAGGGAACGGGCGUCCACCUUCACACUCUCUCCUCCCACUCCGACUAACUAUGGACUGGUGAAAUAAUGGCGGCUUGGGAGUGUGGAAAGAUCCAUGAUAAGGUUCUGAAGUCUGGGCAGUGUGUGGGGAAGAGGAGGGAGCCUUAGGCUUGAUCUAUGGUAAACUACAUAUAGUAAGUUCUGUCAAAAAUACAAAAUUGGUGAUGCAGUAAAUUAUCUUUGCUUUGUCUGGCAAAUUCAGCGCAGUGACAGAGUCCUGUGAUAUGAAGAAGUUGUAAUUGUGUUAAUUUAGGGGAAGAGCUGUAUGGAAUGUCAUGGAGGAUGGAACAUUUUAGCACUAUUGUAACCACCACAGCAAUCACAAUACUGGGGAUUUAUUGAUCUGAGAGGACAAGCUAUUUAAUCAACUGGAUUUACAUUAAUCUUAGCCAAGCACAAACUUCCAUGGGUGAAUAAGAUGCUGCUAUACACAAGUAGCGUAGGAUCCAAAGCACCCUUGUUUUUCCACUCAUAACUUUAAAUUACAUUGUACAAAUGAUCUGAACUAAUCUACCCAGAGCCAUAUAUUCAAAAUUUGACUCUGAAUCUACCCAUCCCUUUGACUUAGUCUAUUGUGUCGAUGGCCUGUCAAAUGUCCUCUCACAGCUAGCUUUCCUAAAAUCCUCAGUUUGAUUGCCAUGGAGUCCCAGUGCUGUACUCCCCUCUACUUGAUUGGAUCCUCUACAGAAUCAUCUUUGGUUUACUAGCAUGCUGUCCACACCACCUCAUCCAUGGUCCUCAGUGACAUGUCCCUCCUAGCCCAGUGGUAUGAAACGUGCCUGUAAGAUGGUCAAGUGUCAUAACCUUCCCUGAUUCUUUAAAGUUUGUCGCUGUGUCUUUAUUUUGAAGGAAGGAUAUGCAAGUCCCCGCAUUCCACUCAAUAUGUCUCAACUUAACAAUAAAAUUGUCCUAUUUCCACAGCA